AUGUUUCUUCCUAUCCCCCAAAGAGUUGGCGGGCUUCUUCUCUUCCGACCCACGUUUAAACUAUCAAGGUCUUCCCUUGUGUGGAUUCCGCAUAUUCAUGCCAUACAGGAAUCUGAAGACCCCUCCACCUCUUACACUCGUAUUCUUCAGUGUCAUGCAAGUUCCAGAGAGGUUGAGCAGAUUCAUGCUCGAAUCAUCAUCGAAGGAUCCUCUUGGGACAGUUUCUACGCCACCCACCUCGUCAAAUCCUACGCUAAGGCGGGAAAUCUUCAUGCAGCCCAUCUCGUUUUUGAAUUGGUUCCUAAGAAGACCGUCUUCCUCUGGAACGCAAUGAUACGGGCUUUUAGUCAAAGCCAAUCGUGGUCAAAGAUUGCUCAACUGUAUAGGAGGAUGGAGGAGGAGAGACUUGAUCCUGAUGGUUACACUCUUCCCUUUGUGAUCAAAGCAUUUUCGGCUCUUUUCUGUGUUGAAGAGGGGAAGAGAAUUCACAGUCUUGCAUGUCGAGCUGGGUUGGUCAAUAAUGUCUAUGUAGCCACUGCUUUGAUAGAAAUGUAUGUUACGUUCGACGAAAUUGGUAACGCACGUUUAGUAUUCGAUAGAAUGCUUGAAAGGGAUGUUGUCGCGUGGACUUCCAUGAUUUCUGGUUAUAUUGAUUGUGGAAACCAUCGUGAGUCUCUACGCCUUUUCAGAGAGAUGAGAUUGGGAACUGAGAAGCCAAACCGGGUCACUAUUCUCACUUUGAUCCCAGCUUGUGAUAGCUGGAUUCAUGCUUUUGUAAUAAAGUCAGGCUUGGGUUUCUCUCCGGAGGUGGAGACCGCAAUCCUCGAUAUGUAUGCGAAAGGUGGGGAUGUUGCGGCUGCUCGUAGUUUGUUUGACAACAUGGCGGAAAAGAGUUUAGUUUCAUGGACGGCAAUGCUGAGUGGAUAUUCACGAAAUGGAUACGCUCAUGAGGCUCUUUUGCUAUUCUGUGAAAUGCUUAAAGCAGCUGAUGUGAAGCCAGAUGCCAUUGUCGCUACGAGCGUUCUUCAAGCAUGUGCGCAACUGGGCUAUCUGAGAUGUGGAGAGAUUAUUCAUGGCUACAUUAUUCGAGUUGGGCCUCAACCACAACUAUUGGCUGAAACCGGUUUGAUUGACAUGUACGCAAAAUGUGGAAACAUAAAGGCAGCGCAAGUGAUUUUUGAUGGGAUUCAAGAUCCAAAUAUGAUCGCAUGGAGUGCUUUGAUUGCCGGGUAUGGUCACCACGGACUUGGUUCUAAGGCUCUUAAUCUGUUCGAGAAGAUGAAGCGGCAGGGGUUUGUCCCUGAUGAAACCGCCUUCCUAAGCAUACUAUCUGCUUGUAGUCACUCGGGUCUUGUUCGUGAAGGGAAGGAGUGUUUCGACUCCAUGUUGCGAGAAUGGAAUAUGAUGCCAAACACGAAGCAUUAUGCUUGCAUGGUUGACCUUCUUGGUCGAGCUGGCUUGCUGGACGAGGCAUGGAAUCUUAUAAAAAGGAUGGAGAUUUCACCGGACACGAAUGUCUGGGGAGCACUGCUCUCUGCUUGCAGGGUUCAAGGGAAUGUUGAAGCUGCCGAGUUUGCAUGUCGAAAGUUGAUUGAGCUUGAACCUUAUGAUAAAGACUACAUUUUGCUUCUGGCCAACGUAUACGCAGGCAAUCAGAGAUGGGAUGAAUUGUCCAAGGUAAAAUCAGUUUUGUGGAAGGAAGAGAAGAGAACACCAGGGUGCAGCUUUAUUGAAGUGACGUGCAAGAGUAGAGGAGAUUUGCCAGAUUAA
This is a messenger RNA of Nelumbo nucifera (sacred lotus), 1770 nucleotides long. NCBI's taxonomy places the organism in Eukaryota, Viridiplantae, Streptophyta, Magnoliopsida, Proteales, Nelumbonaceae. The record is from RefSeq and is a predicted model, not a curated record.